AGAAGAAAUAAAAAAAUUAGCUGCAGAAAAAAGCCAUUCCCGAUUCAUCAGCAAUUUUCCUGACCUCAAAAUUCGGGAAAAUCUUUUAAACUAUUAAUAAUAAAGUAUUAAUCUAAAAAUAUUCUCAAACUUGUUAAUAGUUCUUUAAAUAUACCACUGUGUAAUCAGUAAAUUAAACAAAAAGUACGGCUAUUAACAGCAACCUAUAAAGUGUAGAAGAAAAAGAAAUAUAAAAAAAUCAAAAAUGUCUGAAUUACAAAUGGAUUGUGCAUUAGAUUUAAUGCGCCGUUUGCCGCCUCAACAAAUUGAAAAAAAUUUAAGUGAUCUUAUUGACUUGGCUCCCGAUCUAUGUGAAGAUUUACUUUCCUCUGUAGAUCAACCUUUGAAAAUUGCCAAAGAUAAGGAACAUGGCAAGGAUUAUUUAUUGUGUGACUAUAAUCGUGAUGGUGAUUCAUAUAGAUCACCAUGGUCCAAUACCUAUUAUCCCCCCCUAGAAGAUGGACAAAUGCCAUCGGAACGUUUGCGUAAAUUGGAAAUUGAAGCCAACUAUGCCUUUGACCAAUAUCGUGAAAUGUAUUAUGAGGGCGGAGUUUCCUCUGUUUACCUAUGGGACUUGGAUCAUGGUUUUGCUGCCGUUAUACUUAUUAAAAAAGCCGGUGACGGCAGUAAAAAAAUUCGUGGUUGUUGGGAUUCUAUACAUGUUGUGGAAGUUCAAGAAAAACCUACCGGUCGUACAGCACACUAUAAACUUACAUCCACCGCUAUGUUAUGGUUGCAAACUAACAAACAAGGUUCCGGCACAAUGAACUUGGGUGGCUCCCUAACCCGGCAAACUGAACAAGAUGCCAAUGUGAGUGAGUCUUCGCCCCACAUUGCCAAUAUUGGGCGAAUGGUCGAAGAAAUGGAAAAUAAAAUACGCAAUACCUUGAAUGAAAUCUAUUUUGGUAAAACCAAAGACAUCGUCAAUGGUUUGCGCAGUACCCAACCUUUGGCCGAUCAACGACAACAAGUAGCCAUGAAACAAGAUUUAGCUGCGGCUAUUUUGAGGCGCAACGUUAAACCCGAUUCUAACUGAAAUUAAGAUGGCUCCGAGAGCCCCCGCAGCAGUGUAGAUGAUGAUAAUCAAUGGGAAUGGCAAACGAGGAGGUGUGUGGAAGAAGAAAACAAAGUUAAUAAAUGUUGAAAGAAAGUAUUAAAUAAUUCAACAUGACUGGGCAUUAAGAUGUUAUAAAAAUCACUUUUUUAUAUGUAUUUUAUUUGUUUAGGAAAUCAAUCAAUUACAUGAACAACAAACACAAAAAGAAUUAUAUAGGCCUAGUUAUUUAAACAUAAAUAGUAUAGACGUAAUAUUUAAAUAAAAAACUAAUAAAACACUAAAACUUCAAGUUGUAAAGUUUAAUGAGAGAUAAUAAAAAGUACAUGUUAAUUGAAUUGAGACAAACAAUAGUAAUAA
This is a messenger RNA of Calliphora vicina (urban bluebottle blowfly), 1453 nucleotides long. RefSeq names its product F-actin-capping protein subunit beta (gene cpb). The transcript has 2 exons. Bases 245 to 1075 code for a protein of 276 amino acids. Gene Ontology annotation, cellular component: cytoplasm; F-actin capping protein complex. Gene Ontology annotation, molecular function: actin filament binding. Gene Ontology annotation, biological process: negative regulation of filopodium assembly; actin cytoskeleton organization; cell morphogenesis. Lineage: Eukaryota; Metazoa; Arthropoda; Insecta; Diptera; Calliphoridae. The record is from RefSeq and is a predicted model, not a curated record.